Chrysochloris asiatica (Cape golden mole) is the source of this 822-nucleotide messenger RNA. It is a transcript of the gene TMEM71, whose product is annotated as transmembrane protein 71. Bases 1 to 822 code for a protein of 273 amino acids. The record is from RefSeq and is a predicted model, not a curated record. NCBI's taxonomy places the organism in Eukaryota, Metazoa, Chordata, Mammalia, Afrosoricida, Chrysochloridae. The transcript is spliced from 8 exons.
AUGUACCAAGUAUCUCAGCUGAUGUCAACACCAGAAGCAAGUUCGUCUGGGGCAGAGAAAGAACAUCUUGGAGAGCGACUUCGCAAGUGCAUUUUCCCAAGUUUUGCUGGUGAUUUCCUGGAUGGGGACAGUUCUUUUGAAUGCUGUUCCACAGAUCCCCUGACAGGUUCUCACUUUACCUGUCGUCGAAGUCCCAGACUCCUCACCAACGGCUACUACAUUUGGACAGAAGACAGUUUCCUGUGUGACAAAGAUGGCAAUGUAACUCUGAGCCCAUCCCAGACUAGUGUUAUCUACAAGGAGAAUCUCGUUAGCGCCUCUAAGUCCUGGCUACGCGGAAGGAUCUUUGGUGAUGCCAGCUCUUCCCCAAGUGAGGACAUCUGGUUUGAAGGGCUUAGAAGACUGGACACUUACCAUUGCGAUGAAAACAGAGGUGAUUUGGACUGUUCUUCUCUGGCUGGUGACUGGGCGUUGGAGGAACCGAGGGCAGAGUUGCCAGCUGCCUCAUCUCGCAGAUACUCAGCAUCUCUUUCUCCGAGAGGAAUUUCCCAUGACUCACCCCUCCAGUCCCAGCUGACGGCAUCUGAACGUUUCCACAAGAACACUUUGGAUCAUUCAAAAACCAGUUUGCUCCAAGAGGUCUCUUUUCAAGCUAUCCUGCUGGCUGCGUGCUUCAUCUUUUCUGCAUGUGCUAGAUGUUUUUUGGGAGGAAUAUUCACCAGUGUCUUCAACUGCUCCUUGGUGGUCACUAUAGCUUAUGUUGUCAAAUCCUUGUUUCUCAGUGUUACCAGCUAUUUCAAAGCCCGCAGCUGUGCUGGGUAA